AUGGAGAAAGGACAAGGGAGGUCUUGCUUGGCGCAAAGGCUGCUGCUGGCUGGCUGCGUGCUUAGCUUGUGUGACAACACUACAAAGCGAGUGGCUCUUCUAGGCACGCAGCUAUGUGACAACACUACAGAGAAAGCGGCGCUUUCGUUUAAUAUGCUAUGGUCUCAACGCCCUUACGAGAUAGUGAUGAGUUUCACGUGCUCUAAUCCCGGCCCGUGCGCGGUUAGGAAGAUUGGCCGCAAUCUGAGCGGUACCACCCACCCUACCCUACCACCUAUACGCGGUCGUCCGUUCUACAGCCGCCCGAAAAGGAACUGCAGUGAUCUUGAAUAG
Lathyrus sativus (Indian pea) is the source of this 333-nucleotide messenger RNA. NCBI's taxonomy places the organism in Eukaryota, Viridiplantae, Streptophyta, Magnoliopsida, Fabales, Fabaceae. The record is from the annotation of a GenBank genome assembly.